AGCCAAAACAGUAAAUAUUUAUAUUAAUACAAUAAGAAAAAAUCAAAUAUAUUUCCUAGGGUAGAAUAUGUGGUGUGGUUUGGUUUGUCAACGUAAAACACUGCACUAGUUGAAUGCAGUGCUUGAUCCACUGCUCGCAUGCGUCGCCGUGACUUCAUGCUCGUUUUUUUUUUGUUUUUUUUAACCAGCGCAAGUCCGGUGGGUCCUGGGUAAAAAGAAUGGAUACAUCGCCAAGAAGAUAAACCCCCAUAACAAAACAAAUAUGCCAUUGAAAAUUUACCCGGUGCAGGCACGCCUCAGAUUGCAAGGGAGACGACGAGAUGAUGCAUUUAAUGUCCAUAUUUCUAAACGGCGUGUAACUGGAGAUUUUUCGCUUCGAAGCUGCGGUGCCUUCAGGGAUCACAAAGCUGCUUUUAAAAAAUGAAGAUGAGCUGUACUGAAUAAUGGUGAUCUGCGAAGGCUUGCCUCAUAACGGAGGCAGCAAUGGUGGAGCCUGCGUCCUCCUUUUUUAGAAGACUAAUGCUUGACUUAACGGUGGGCGGCUCAUAAUAUGAUGAUGAACGGCACAGAGAUGCCAUCAGAGCUGGAGGAUGUGCCCAGGCAGGUGAACAUCAAUGGCACCCAGACGUCACACAGCCCCCCAGUUUGGGCAGUUGUCCACACGGCCACCUUGACCUUUUGCUCCCUUCUCAUCGUCUUCAUCUUCUGCUUGGGCUCGUAUGGGAACCUUGUGGUGUUCCUGUCCUUCUUCGAUCCGGCCUUCCGCAAGUUCCGCACCAACUUUGACUUCAUGAUCCUCAACUUGUCCUUCUGUGAUUUGUUUAUUUGCUGUGUGACGGCCCCCAUGUUUGCGUUGGUGCUUUACCUGGAUGCGGGUGGCGUGGAUGGCGUGUCCAAGAGCUUUUGCUUCGCCUUCCACCUCACCAGCUCGGGCUUCAUCAUCAUGUCACUGGAGACGGUGGCGGUCAUCGCCCUGCACCGCCUGCGCAUGGUCCUGGGCCAGCAGCCAAACCGCACCGCCUCGUUCCCCUGCACGCUGGCCCUCACCGCCCUUCUGUGGACGUCCAGCUUCACCGUGGCGGCCCUCCUUACCAUGCGGGCGUACCCACGCACGGAUGGACCCUGCUUGCCGCACUUUGGUCUAGGAGGGGGGCGGGCCAGGUUGGUGCUGUACGCGUACCUUGCUGACUUUGCUUUUUGCGUGGCUGUGGUCUCCGUGUCUUAUCUGAUGAUCGCCCAGACCCUGAGGAAGAACGCGCAAGUGAGGAAGUGUCCCAUUAUUACCGUGGCGGCCAACUGCACCCCACCCCCGGCACCUCUGGCAGCCACGGGCUUUGAGGUGGUGCCGUGUAGUGCUGAGGGCCCCUUGUACCGUAAUCAGAUCUAUAACAGAUUACAGAAUGUUCAGACGCACUCUUACGCCAACAGGACCAAGCAACCGGUGGUCCCGGGGGCAGCCCAAGAAGCCACCUGUUGCCAGCUGGUCUCCACGGUCAACUUGGCCACCACCAAGGACUCCAAAGCUGUCGUCACCUGUGUCGUCAUCGUGUUCUCAGUGCUGCUUUGCUGCCUGCCAAUGGGGAUCUCCUUGGCGCAAGACGUUCUGUCGCCAGAGAGCAGCUUCGCACAUUACCAGUUUGAACUGUGCGGGUUUGUCCUCAUCUUCCUCAAGUCGGGCAUCAAUCCCUUUGUGUACUCGCGUAACAGUGCUGGCCUGCGCCGCCGUGUGCUCUGCUGUAUGCACUGGGCCGCAUUGGGACUCCUGUGCUGCCAGCACAAGACUCGCUUGCACGCCAUGGGAAAGGGCAGCCUGGAAGUCAACCGGAAUAAAUCCUCACACCACGAGACCAACUCGGCCUACAUGCUCUCACCCAAGGCUCAGAGGAAGCUGGUGGACCAGGCGUGCGGGCCGAGUCAGUCCAGAGAGUGCGCCGCGAGUCCCAGGGCCGCACGGAGGCCUCGCCCUGCCAGUACAUCCACGCCCAUCAACACACGCAUUGAGCCCUACUACAGUAUUUACAACAGCAGUCGCUCUGCUGGACCCAGCACGCCCACCAGCCUCCAGCCUGCCAGCUCACAGACGUUCGCCUUUGCCAAGUCCUAUGUGGCCAUGCACUACCACACUCACCAGGACACUCUGCAGGACUUUGAGAGCACCUCAGUGCAACAGAUCCCCAUCCCCUCUGUCUGAACCCAUUUGGGAUCAGUGUUGUGUUCUGAGGGGGACAGCAUCAUUGCCACACAGCAAGAAGGCCGUGGAUGUGUGUACUCAGGCCUGUCGGGUACAGUAUUUAGUUGGGUUGGGUCCCAAAACUUACAGAAUGUUAGCUUAAUGCAGUGGUUCCCAAACGUUUUGUGGCGUCACAGUUUUAUAGAUCAUACCAUUUCCCCUCAGCCUGACACGCAUCUUUUCCUGAGUAACUUAAAAGGGACAUAUUAAGGAAAUGAAUCCUUGAUUACAAAUAGUUGGGUCUCUGGAGGUUGAGCUAUCCAUCAAGUGGAAUAUUUCACCACCAAGUACAUCAUUUCAUUGCUAUCUGGCGGAAACCCUGUAUGUCCAAAUAGGGUCAAUUUCAAUUUAACAUUUCUUCACAAAUUAAUACUAUGAUCUGUCCCAACGUCGUCUGUUAUUCUUACACAUUAUUAACCAAUUUAAAGUGUUGCAAAUAUCUUGAGAACCAUUUUUUAAAUUCUGUUGGACACGAACUGUCUGAGAAAUAUCAUAAAACUGCCAAGUCAUCAUUCUGUCAUUAUGUCGCCUUAUGAUUGAAAGUCUGGGUGUUUUUUUUUUUUUUAGACAAUAAUUAGUUAAAAUAGGUUAGAUUUUAGUAAGCCUGUUUUGUUAAAAAUGGGUAGUUCUAAAGGCUUUUUCACACUGCACUUGGUUUUCUUGGUUUCGCAGCGGGCAGCGUGCAAGGAUGACAGCGCAUGGACAUUGAAAAUGCACGCGUAGCAGCCAACCAGGAAGUAACAGGGUAUGGGGAGAGAUUUGUCUCACGAUUAUUUGCACAAAUACAGUACCCUCCAAAAGUAUUGGAACGGGAAGGUCAUUUCCUUUGUUUUUGUUGUUUACUGAGGACAUUUGGGUUUCAGAUCAAAAGGUGAAUAUGAGACAAAAGUUCAGAAUUCCAGCUUUCAUUUCAUGGUAUUUACAUGUAGAUGUGUUAAACAACUCAGGACAGAGCACCUUUUUUUAAGCCACCCACUUUUCAAGUGAGCAAAAGUAUUGGAACAGACAUGAUUAAAUUAACUUCAAGUGAAUAACAUUUAAUAUUUGGUGGCAUAACCCUGACUUGCCAUAACUGCAUCAAGCCUGCGACCCAUUGACUUCACCAGACUGUUGUAUUCAUUUGAAAUGCUUUUUUUCCAGGCCUUUACUGCAGCCUCUUCCAAUUCUUGUUUGUUUCUGGCUGUUUCUCCCUUCAGUCUCCUCUUCAGGGGGUAAAAUCCUGCUCUAUUGGGUUAAGGUCAGGUGAUGGACUUGGCCAGUCUAAGAACUUUCACUUUUUCCCCCUGAUGAAGCCCUUUGUUGUGUUGGCAGUGUGUUUUGGGUCAAUGUCUUGUUGCAUGGUGAAGCUUCUCCCGAUUAGUUUGGAUGCAUCUUUCUGUAAAUUGCCAGACAAGACUUCAGAAUUCAUUGUGCUGCUACCAUCAUGAGUUACAUCAUUAAUAAAGACAUUACCUCCACCAUGCUUCACAAAUCGGCACGUUGGACGACUGGUUAGAGCAUCUGCCUCACAGUUCUGAGGUCCGGGGUUCAAUCCCUGCCCCGCCUGUGUGGAGUUUGCAUGUUGUCCCCGUGCCUGCAUGGGUUUUCUCUGGGCACUCCGGUUUCCUCCCACAUCCCAAAAACAUGCAUUAAUUGAAGACUCUAAAUUGCCCGUAGGUGUGAAUGUGAGUGCGAAUGGUUGUUUGUUUAUAUGUGUGCCCUGCGAUUGGCUGGCAACCAGUUCAGGGUGUACCCCGCCUCCUGCCCGAUGAUAGCUGGGAUUGGAUCCACCACUCCCGCGACCCUUGUGAGCAUAAGCGGCUCAGAAAAUGGAUGGAUGGAUGCUUCACAGAUGAGCUUGUGUGAUAUGGAUCAUAAGCAGAUCCUUUCUUUCUCCAUACUUUGGCCUUUCCAUCACUUUGGUAAAGGGUAAUCUUGAUCUCAUCAGUCUAUAAAACUUUGUUCCAAAACGUUUGUGGCUCAUCUCUGUACUUCUUUGCAAAAUCCAAUCUGGCCUUCCGAUUCUUUUUGCUGAUGAGUGGUUUGCAUCUUAUGGUAUGGCCUUUAUAUUUCUUCUCUCAAAGUCUUCUUCAAACAGUGGAUUGUGAUACCAUCACCCCUACCCUGUGGAGGAUGGCAGUGAUGUCACUGACUGUUGUCUUUGGGAGUUUCUUCCCAGCUCUCACAAUUUUUCUGUCAACUGCUGUUGAUACCCUUGACCGACCUGUUCGAUGUCUGUUGCUCAGUACACAUUGUUCUUUCUUUUUCAGAACAUUCCAAAUUGUUGAAUUGGCUAUGCCUAAUGUUUGUACAAUAGCUCUGAUAGAUUUUCCCUCUUCUCUCAGCUUCAAAAUGGCUUUCUGGUCAUCAUGUUUGCUUAAUGCAGUUUUCCCAGGUGAAACUCAAAGCCAAAAAGCAAGCAGAAUCCAAUGUUGAAGCGAUCAAUCUGAAAGGCAACACCUGAGCAACUAGAAACACCCAUUAAGUCACAUAUUCCAGUACUAUUGCUCACUUGAAAAGUUGGUGGCUUCAAACAAAAGGUGCUCUGUCCUGAGUUGUUUAACACAUCUAGAUGUAAAUACCAUAAAAUAAAAGCUGGAAUUCUGAAUGUUAUCCUUUUAAACACUUUAAUAAUAAACUGGAUUGUGUACCUUGGUGACAGACGAGGUAAGUGGUUUUAGGUGAUUUCUUUUUUGUUUACUAACUAAUGACGGGGUUGCCGGUUGUCCACCUUGUUCAACAAUGGUCGGUUUACCGGGGAUUGCAGCGGGGUCGGACAAUCUACUGGUGGAUUCCCAUAAAAAUGACUUACAGUCAAGUCAUCAACGGAGACAGCAUCACUGCCACCUAGCGGAUGGAGGGAUGGGCCUUCCCACACUUAAGUAUUCUCAAACUACGUGCGUGUGUGCGUGUGUGUGUGUGUGUGUGUGUGUGUGUGUGUGAGAAUAUCUUGAAAACUGCGUUACGUUUGUCUCAAAAUAAAUGCACAUGCCCGCUGAUCUACAAAUGCAUCUUUAACAAUUCACAAGCAUAAGUGAAUAUUUACAAAUGAUAAAGCAUGAUAAAUGCACACACAACAUUAAAGACCACGUGUAAACCGCGGAUAUAUUUGGGGAUCUGAAAAACGCAUGUAAAUCAAAGAUAUAUUUGUGUAAAUCAUUUUGACACAAAUUUCACCCCAUAACAGGGAAGCUUUUCUCACUGUUUCAGAUGAGAUUUGUUAUACUUGUUUGGAUGCAUAUUAUGACGUCACCAUGACGCUGCUCUCAAGUUGAACAGUUUUAACUCGAGAUGCGUCGCGGCAAAACCUGAGGCAUUAUACUACCUUGAACAAUCCGUUGUAUGGUAACUCAAGCAAAAUAAGCAAGAUGGCGUUUUUCAUUUCUUGAAAAGUAGAGAUUUUGGGUAGGCAAGGAUUCCGCCCAACGAAUUGUGAGCCAUCUAUUUCCCAAAAUUUGUUUGAAUUUUGUGUUUGGCAAUGUUUCCGCUGCAUGUGCUACGUACAAACAGAUCAACACACUAAUUGACAACUGUAAUUUGGCGACUUGGUGAUGAAUUUCUAUCCCUCACGAGGGAAAAUAUAAUGCUUUUUGUAUCUUUAUAGGCACUCGCUUUUUUUCCUUCACACUCUAGGCUGCCGCUUCCACAAGUAGUGGCUGCUCAUCUCGUCGGAACCCCCUAGCUCCAAAAGCCGUACGGCGUAGGCUCCGCAGUAGAGGGGAGCUGUGACUCUUUUACUUGAGAUAGGAUCGCUCCUCCAAAAUGGGGCAAUUUCAGUCAGAAAAAAGCUAGGGUGUGUAAAUGUACUGUAAUUCUUGAUCCAUGGGCUAUUUUGACCAAAGCAUUUUCACAGAUAUGUUUUGAAGACAACUAGAAAUUAAGUUGUGGGGGGAAGAAAAAUGCAUAAUAUGUCUCCUUUAAUAUUGUACUGCCAAUGGGUUUUAUUUUACACAAUAGACGAACACAAUGUAUACCACCGGGCAUCCUCUAGUUGUUAAAUUACUGAAUAUGUUACGUAAAAUUUGUUCAACAAAGAAAAAGUGUUCUGGGAACUAAACUGUCUUGAAUAACGAACCUCUGAAUAGAAAGUGUCAUCCAUAUUGAAGAUACCAUUUGUGGCCCAUGUUGAGAUCUCAAGUACUGUUACAAAUUUCAGUGUGAUCUAAACACUGUGACCUGUGUUCUGACUCAAAGUCCCAGGCCUUUAUUGAGUCUUUAGGACCACCAUAGUUCCCCAAGCUUGAAACCUCAUAGUUUGGUACGAUUAUGAUCGACAGGGACUUUUAAAUGUGUGGGGGAGAGUUAGGCAGCCAAUGUUGUCAAGGUGACCAUUGCAACGCUGAAAUUAUUAGAAUUACGUUCACUCCUUCUUCUGCUAUUAUUCUGCUACUACAACAUCUACUGUAUAUUUGAAAGAAAUGUUUAUCUAAUAUAAACACUUAGCCUAAGUAACUUUUUGGCUUUUUUCAUUCAUGCUUUGAACCCCAUCCCGCAGAACAGGGAACCAUUGAGCUAACUGAAGACUAAAUUGGCUGUAAUGUAUGAACUAUGACUAUAAGUGUAAAUGAUUGUUUGGGUCUACGUCAGCCCUGUGAUUGACAGGUGAUCUGUCCAUAAACUUCACUCGCCAACAUGACCCUGCAUAUGAUGAGUGGAAUAGAAAAUGGAUGGAAAAAGAGAAUUAUAAUCCGAAGGUAUUUCACUGUUCAUGACUUUUUGAGUCUUUACUGAUGGUCCUAUAAGUCGACCUGCUGUAUUGCACAUGCAUGUGCUGUUACAACCUCAGACUGCAGCCUUAAAUUGCUCAUGCGGCCCUUCGAAGGAGUAUUGCUCUUCAUCACGUUUGUAACCUCAUGCACUUUUUACCCUAUUAAAUGUUUGGCAAGUGCA
Molecule: messenger RNA, 7099 nt
Organism: Phyllopteryx taeniolatus (common seadragon)
Lineage: Eukaryota; Metazoa; Chordata; Actinopteri; Syngnathiformes; Syngnathidae
Gene: gpr75
Product: G protein-coupled receptor 75
Exons: 2
Coding region: 551-2191 (546 amino acids)
Biological process (GO): G protein-coupled receptor signaling pathway
Cellular component (GO): membrane
Molecular function (GO): C-C chemokine receptor activity
Source: RefSeq, a predicted model, not a curated record